Molecule: messenger RNA, 1896 nt
Organism: Effrenium voratum
Lineage: Eukaryota; Dinophyceae; Suessiales; Symbiodiniaceae
Source: the annotation of a GenBank genome assembly
AUGGCUUUAGAUUGCCACUUUGCAGAAGCUCUGUGCUUGGGUAUUGGUGCGUAUCGGCACGAAAAGUGCCUGCCGCAAGCAGCAGCGGAUGCUGAAAACAUGGCAACCGCAUUCAGAGACUUGGGAUGUUGCCAUGUUUCAGUUGAAACCAAUCAGGAGCUUUUGACCAGGCAAAAGGCGGUGGAACUCGUGUCUGAUUUCGUUCAGCGGGCAAAGAUCCAAAUACAGGAAGCAACGACUGCGAGGCUGCCAUUUCUAGCAGCAGUUUUCGUGGCAUCGCAUGGAAUCCAUGCACAUGGCAAAGAAUUGCCGCUGGUUGUGCCAUCAGACCGCACAUGUUGCUCCGAGACACAGCAGCUGGUCGACUUGAAUGAGCUCUUGUUGAACGAUCUCACACAGGUAAGGCUUCCAAGAACCAAUCGACGCCCUUGCUGCAUUUGGAUCAUUAUGGAUACCUGCCGAUCAGGGCCCAUCACUUCUUGGCAGGCCCGUUCAGAUUGCAAGCGUAUUGAACGCAGUGCAGAUAGUGCGGGGUAUCGAGGUCCGUAUUCCUGCCAGACCGACCUCACACCUGAUUUCCUCUUCGUGCUGGCAUGUGAUCCGGGUGGCUGGGCAUCGGAUUCAAAUAGCUUGUCUUCGAUUCUCGUGAAAUCUUUGGAGCAAGAUGGUGUCAGCAUCAGGGAUGCGUGUGAAGGUGCCAUUGAAGUAGUUCAACAAGCCUCGCGUGGUCAUCAGAGGCCUUGGAUGAUUCAGCGUGGAGGCAAGAUCUUUUCGCAAAUUCGCACUAAACCUCCGCAGGUGCAGCCCGAAGUCGUAGAUCCGCUUGAAGCGGAGUGUGUGCCACAUUGGGUUCAAGUCGCCUUUGCUCGGAUUCUUGGAUUGACAACCGCGCUGCUUUUUCUGCUAUGCUUCUUUGGCCUUUCCUUCAGUUUAAAGAUACUCGUAGAACGAGCUGAACAUGUGGUACGUGGCGAGGCUUGCCCUAGCAAUUCCUGUUUUUGCACAGAUUGCCAUCAUCGAGACAUCAACAGCAACGAUUCCCGAGAUCCAACGCGCUUCAAUUGCCAGUUGUGGGAUGAGGGAUUUACCUUGAAUCGAUGUCGUAUUGCCCGGUUUCUGCAGGUGACCAAGAUUAGUUUGGCUCUGGUCAUAUCGCGAAAGUCCUGGUGUUGGCUGCUGGGGCUUGUGCCUCGCGAGGGAGCAACACCACUUGACCUGUGUGUGAUUCUUAUUGCAGUUGUCAACGUGCUUACUUCACUCCAGCUUCCCCUGCAGGAUGAAGAUUAUUCUACCGUGAUUGCCUUUUCGUACGGAAUCAAUGACUUUGCAUUUAUCUCUGCUUCAAUUUCCAUGCUGGUGCUGGUCCAUACAGAAUUUCGAAGAGUUUUGCGGUGGAGCCGCGGGCCGAUUGUUUCAAACUUUACAGCAUUUUUUCUCGUGACUGCGCUGAUUGGACAAGGUAUGAUAUUCGCUUGGUCUCAUGCCAUUGAACUCAUCAGUGCAGAGCACACCACCAAGCGGCAAAUGUUGUUCUACGCAUUUCAUGUCUUUACAGGAGCAACGACGGCGGCAGUUGGAUUCACUCUGUCCAGAGGGAACGAGGGGCCUGUUGCCCGCAAAUCCUUCGAGUUGCUGUGCGUAUCGCUUUGUUGGAUGGUUGUGGUCCUGGCCUGGCUCAUCACAAGCCACUGGGAUAAGGAGCUGAUGGCGCAAAGUGACCUGGUCUUCGUGGUUGCAGAAAGGGCAUGCAGUUUUUGGAAGCUCCGUUUGAUGGUGUGGUUCUCCGAGCACAGCAUACGAGGUCGUUUUCCUGGUGCAGCUCCAUGCAGGAUGCGGGCAGCCAAAGUCGCACGGGCAAUCAUUGUCAGCCCGAGAGAGCGCGCAUCACCUGGGUGA